Messenger RNA from Psammomys obesus (fat sand rat), 1672 nucleotides. RefSeq names its product atypical chemokine receptor 4 (gene Ackr4). Gene Ontology annotation, cellular component: membrane. The coding region runs from base 70 to 1122 and encodes 350 amino acids. Gene Ontology annotation, biological process: chemotaxis; G protein-coupled receptor signaling pathway; immune response. The transcript has a single exon. The record is from RefSeq and is a predicted model, not a curated record. Gene Ontology annotation, molecular function: chemokine binding; chemokine receptor activity; scavenger receptor activity. NCBI's taxonomy places the organism in Eukaryota, Metazoa, Chordata, Mammalia, Rodentia, Muridae.
GCCAAAGCCGAUUCCUUUUGAGCAGUGCUGAAGUGAGUGUUCUGUUUUCUUGCCAUCCAGCUUGGUGCCAUGGCUCUGGAGCAGAACCAGUCAAUGGAGUACUAUUAUGAGGAAAACGAGAUGAAUGAUACCCAUGACUACAGUCAGUAUGAAGUGAUCUGCAUAAAAGAAGAGGUCAGGCAGUUUGCGAAAGUCUUCCUCCCUGCCUUCUUUACCAUAGCCUUUGUCCUUGGGCUGGCAGGGAAUUCCAUAGUUGUGGCAAUUUAUGCCUACUACAAGAAGCAGAGGACCAAGACAGAUGUGUACAUCCUGAACCUAGCUGUAGCUGACUUGUUACUUCUGGUCACGCUGCCUUUCUGGGCAGUUAAUGCAGUUCAUGGGUGGAUUCUAGGAAAAAUGAUGUGCAAAGUAACUUCGGCCCUGUACACAGUAAACUUCGUCUCUGGGAUGCAGUUCUUGGCUUGUAUCAGCAUUGACAGAUACUGGGCAAUCACCAAGGCCCCCAGCCAAUCAGGAGUGGGGAGACCCUGCUGGAUCAUCUGUUGCUGCGUGUGGAUGGUUGCCAUCUUGCUGAGCAUCCCCCAGCUGGUUUUUUACACAGUGAAUCAGAAUGCUCGCUGCACUCCCAUCUUUCCCCACCACCUUGGAACAUCCCUGAAAGCAUCCAUUCAGAUGCUGGAAAUCUUUAUCGGCUUUGUGGUUCCCUUCCUUAUCAUGGGGGUGUGCUAUGCCAUUACUGCCAGGACACUCAUCAAGAUGCCGAACAUUAAAAAGUCUCGCCCCCUCAAGGUUCUGCUCACGGUGGUUGUUGUCUUCAUUGUCACCCAGCUGCCCUAUAACAUCGUCAAGUUCUGCCAAGCCAUAGAUGCCAUCUACCUGCUGAUCACCAACUGUGACAUGAGCAAGCGCAUGGAUGUUGCUGUCCAGGUCACAGAGAGCAUUGCGCUCUUCCACAGCUGCCUCAACCCUGUCCUCUAUGUCUUCAUGGGAGCUUCUUUCAAAACCUAUAUCAUGAAAGUGGCCAAGAAAUAUGGGUCCCGGAGAAGACGGAGACAGAAUGUGGAGGAAAUUCCUUUCGAUUCUGAGGGUCCUACAGAGCCAACCAGUUCUUUUACCAUUUAAACACAAAACUGCGCUCUGCUCUUUGCUUGGAUACUCACAUAUGAGGGACGUUUCUUCCUCAGAUAGAAUAUUUGUGUCACACUGAGACUCAACUGUCAAAUAUCAAACGCUGUUGCUGCAAUGGACAACAAGGAAGCAUAGGGAUGGGUGUGGAAGGGCGACAGACAACGGAGAGGCAAUAACAAACGGGCAAAAUGUGGAAAUUAAAGCUGGUGACAGGAGAGGAGAAUGGCAGGAGGCAGAGAAGCACUGUACCAUGAAGAGGACGGGUGUGUGGUGGGGGUGGGGGAGGUUGCAUUUUCACAGCAGUGGUGGCUACUCAAGUCUAGAUGUGCUAUCUGUGAACUUCACUCCUUGGUGUUGGCCGUGACUAUGACUAUGUAAUAUGAAACACUGGUCACUGGGCACCCAGGACCAUCCUGUACUAUCCUUGUAACUUCCUAUGAGUGGACAAUAACUUAAAAUUAAAAGUUUAAAAAAAAUCAUAGCCAGGCACGGUGGCCCACACCUGUAAUCCCAGCACUCAGGAAGGCAGAAACAGGUGGAUGUC